Messenger RNA from Cyprinus carpio (common carp), 2233 nucleotides. RefSeq names its product probable sodium-coupled neutral amino acid transporter 6. Bases 127 to 1560 code for a protein of 477 amino acids. Gene Ontology annotation, molecular function: L-glutamine transmembrane transporter activity. Gene Ontology annotation, biological process: amino acid transmembrane transport; L-glutamine transport. The transcript has 18 exons. Lineage: Eukaryota; Metazoa; Chordata; Actinopteri; Cypriniformes; Cyprinidae. The record is from RefSeq and is a predicted model, not a curated record.
UUUUGUAUAAUCACGUGAAUAGAGAUGUUUACGUUUACUUGAGUCUCUUUUGGAGCCGGUGGUGUGAGAGGGGAUACAUGAAUUGACGGUUGUUGCUGUGCAGAAGAGUAAACUAAACGGCUGAACAUGUGGAAAAACAACGCAAACUGUAGCGUGCAGACGGGGAGCGAGUAUGAGCCCAUCGGAGAGGAGAGCAGACCGCUAUUAGCACAGGGUGCUCAGGCUAGAGGUGCAUCCUUCUGGUCUUCUGCCUUUAAUCUGAUGAAUGCCAUCAUGGGUAGUGGCAUCCUGGGUCUCUCUUAUGCUAUGGCCAAUACGGGCAUCAUCGGAUUCAGUAUUCUGUUGCUGGUGGUCUCUAGUUUGGCUGCUUAUUCUAUCCAUCUCCUGCUGCUCCUCUGUGACAAGACAGGCAUCAACUCUUAUGAAGCUCUUGGAGAGAGAGCGUUCAACAGACCUGGCAAGAUUCUUGUGGCCUGUACUAUUCUCAUUCAGAACAUUGGAGAGAGUCUCCCCUCUCUUUCGCUUUCAUGGUCUCAAUUUCAACAUGUUUUAUUGGGUGGAUAUAUUACUUUUAACUUAGCAGUCACUGUGAACAGUACCAUGUCCACCUACUUGUUCAUUUUGAAGUCUGAAAUGCCUGCCGCCAUCACCGGCUUCAUGAACACAGAGACUUCUGGAAAGUGGUUUGAGGAUGGUGUUACACUAUUGAUUAUAGUGACUCUAAUUGUAGUGUUGCCAUUGGCUCUGCUUCCUAAGAUUGGUUUCCUGGGAUACACCAGCAGUCUCGCAUUCGUCUUCAUGCUGUUCUUUACUGUAGUGGUGGUGGUGAAAAAAUGGUCCAUUCCCUGCCCACUGCCAAUUAACUCUACUGUGAGCCUGAGAUUAAAUACCUCUGAAUGCACCCCACAGAUGUUUGUGAUCUCUAGUAAGAGUGCUUAUGCCGUCCCAACAAUGGCUUUCUCCUUCUUGUGCCAUACGGCAGUUUUACCUAUUUACUGCGAGUUACACAGACCCACAAAGCAGAGAAUGCAGAGAGUGGCAAAUGUCAGCAUCUUUCUUAGUUUUGUGGUGUAUCUGAUCUCUGCCGUGUUUGGAUACCUCACCUUCUUUACACAUGUGGAAUCUGAGCUGUUGCUAGGAUAUGACACCUACCUACCACGGGAUGUUGUGGUGAUGGCAGUGCGUCUUGCGAUUUUAUUGGCCGUUCUGUUCACUGUGCCGCUCAUUCACUUCCCAGCACGUAAAGCCCUGUUGAUGUUAUGCAGGGGAGAGAGGGAGUUCUCCUGGCUCUUUCAUUUGCUUUCCUGUUUUUUCGUCCUCACUCUUGUGCUGCUGCUCGCUAUUUUCGUCCCUGACAUUAGGAAUGUCUUUGGUGUGGUGGGUUCUACGACCUCCACAUGUUUGCUGUUUGUGUAUCCUGGAAUGUUUUAUUUGAGAAUCAGCUCUGAGCCAAUCAGAUCUCUCAAUUCAGCAGGGGCGGUUUUUCUGAUGGUGAUUGGUCUGGUUGUGGGUGUGCUGAGCCUGUGUGUCAUCAUUGUCUCCUGGGUUCAAGGUCCUUGACCUUUGACAUCAUUAUUGGGCGUAUUGCACGAGAGAAGAGAAAGCUUAUUUUACAGGUGACACACCAGGCAGAGACUCUUUUCUGAACCAAAUUAAGGGAAUCCCAAUGAGAUGAGCCUGUGCUCUUAUGACAAAUCUCACAUCCUCAUAGCACUUUAUGACACUUGAAUACUGAACAGAGGCACAAUCAAAUUCAAAAUAUCCAGCAGAGCACUGAAAUGCAUAUUAUGUCUGAAUGACAGGAGAGUGUGACUAUUUUUGAAUCAGAUGGUUGCUUCCAUCCAUAGAAAGACAGCUGGGACCAAUGAAUGAAGGAAGUGCACUGCCGAUUUUACAAUAACUGAAUGUGGGAUAUUAGAUUUAUACAGAUGUUUAAUGAAUUGGAAAAGCUGCUUGUCUGACUAAAAAAAAAGCUCAGAUUUAAUGAUUAGUCUUUAGAAGACAAAAACCUAUCAGAACUUUCAGACACUAAUCCCAAAGAUUUUCUGUUUAUUCAAUAUAGAAUUCAAAAUGUUUCUUCUAUUUUCUAUAUUAAACAAUGAAAAAUAUAUAUAUUGAAAAUAUACAAGUGUAUUUUUUUUGUACCAUCACAACCCUGUUUACAUGUCCAAAAGGACAAUUUUUAUGUAUUAUUAUGUGAAUUUCGAUAAAUAAAGGGAAAUAAGAAUUAAAA